GCAGAAAUUACGGCGGAUUCAGACGCGGCGGCGGCCGGUGGCAGCUUCGCCGCUUGCAGCUGCACCAUCGGAGCAGCAGCAACCGCAACGGGAGCCGCGGCUGCGGUCGGAGCAGCAGCGGUCGCCGCGGCGAUAGCAACAGCAGGCAUGGGCAUAACGUUUGCUGGCUGCCGUCCCUCCGCCGGCGACGGUGAUGUCACUGAGACAGGAGCUGCAGCGGCGGUGGGAGCGGCAGGCCGGAGCAGUGCCUGGGCCGGCGGCGGCUGUGGUUGGGCUGGUGGCUGGGUGGUGAGUGCCGAGGGGUGAAGCUGCGGCGGAGGCGGAGCGGGCAUGGCGGGUGGCGGCGCUGGGGUGGCCGUCGGUGCGAUAGCGGGCGGCGGCAUUGCCUGCGAGCAGAGGGCGAAGUGCCGCCGCCGGAGACCCCUCGGCCGCCGCCACCUCUGACGGUGCAGCAGCAGCAGCAGCAACAGUGGCGGUAGGCGUCACUGUCGUUGCGGCUAUGGGGGCAGCAGCUUCUCUGAAGGAAAGAACACCGCAAGACAACGAUCGCAUGCUGGUUAGCAAGGUCCAACAUCGCAAUAACCAUGUCAAACUCGACCUAGACAGGAAGCUCGCAUGUUGCCGGCCGACCCAAAUCAGAAUUUGCGGGUAUACGUCGGAUGGCAUCCAUUACCGACCCUUCGGCAGGCGCCGCUCUCACCCUGGGCUAGCUAAUGGCAGGCCUGCCGGAGUUGUCUCGUGUUGCGGGGCGGUGGG
This is a messenger RNA of Astrephomene gubernaculifera, 756 nucleotides long. Lineage: Eukaryota; Viridiplantae; Chlorophyta; Chlorophyceae; Chlamydomonadales; Astrephomenaceae. The record is from the annotation of a GenBank genome assembly.